UCCUCAACUUGCACUAGGGUACAACAAAUUAACAAAGCGCAACGCAUAGAGUAUGGAUAGCAACCACUACACAGAGAUAUUAUACUACCUCUCCCCCCACCCCCACAUCGCACACAUGGAUUCCCUCUUUCUCCUCAGCACAGAAGCUCGAAAGCGCUUCCUACAAAGCGUGUCCCGCAUCCUCGGUUGCUCCUAUAUUUGCCUCUGGUCUCCUCGCUCCACUUACUUGAUAUGCGUAGAUUGCUGGUUCCACGAAGAUGAUAGCGCGCAGCCGAGUUCCCUAUCGAAGAUAUUGUUCGACGCGUAUCGGAGUUCGCCUUGUAGCAUCGUAACUGGGUGUGUUCCUGGAAUGGCAUACAAGGAUGGGUCACCAUAUAUCGAGCUAAUCGGUUCUAACCUCGUGAACUCGGCUUCGACGCAAGUGCAACAACAGUUCUAUCAGGAAGCAGGGAUUAAGACGGCUAUUUUUAUGGGGUGCGAGAAUGGAGAGAUCGAAUUAGGGAUGACGACGACGACCACGAGCAAUAGCAACAUGCAAAUGAACAUCCAGCAAGUUUUCUCCGAGGAUUUCAUCCAACAAUCGUUGUUAGGAGACCAACCCCCCCCGCCGCCAUCGUCCUCUUCGUUGCGGUCUCUCUCGAUGGGAAGCCCACCCGAAUUCUCCUCUUUCAAGGGAAGCACUUCUUCUUUCAUGCCGCCCGAGGCCUACGCUCGGCUCCCAUUCCCGACCCCUGCCGCCGACGAUGCGGCGAUGGCACAAGCCAUGCUCGCAGUUAUCUCUUCUUCACCUCCUCCUUCGUUGCUUUACCAACCCCCACAACGAGAGCAAGCACCCCGCCAAAGGGCGUUCAAGGCCUACAAUGCGGCACUCCGGCCCAAGACUGACCCCGUUAAGCCGGGCGUUCCCGGGCAGAAGAUGAUUAAAAUGGCGGUGUCGAUGUUGAGAAGAGUGCAUAUGAUGAGGUUCGAGGCUCGGAUGCCGGAGCCACGGCCGACGAGCAACCAGUUGCACCAUAUGAUAUCGGAGCGCAGGAGGCGAGAGAAGAUCAACGAGAGCUUUCAUGCACUGAGGAUGCUACUUCCACCAGGGUCUAAGAAGGAUAAAGCUUCAGUACUUGCCAAGACAAAGGAGUAUGUGAACACUCUAAAAGCUCAGAUAUCCGAACUCGAGGAGAAGAACCGAAUGCUCGAAUCGCAACUCCCUCCGCCAACUGAGCAAAUGAAACAAGUCGACAGCGGUGAUUCCAGCAACAGAGUGGAAGUUCAGAUCAGCAGUGGAUCUGAAUCAACGUCAGAAACUCGACAGAUCAAUUUGAAUGUGAUAGUCAGGGUAGAGUGCGACACGAUCGACGUCCUGCUUCGUAUACUUGAAUUCCUAAAAGGGAAUGGGAAUAUUAACUUGGUAUCAAUUAACGCAAGGAGCACUCAGCCACAAUCAAAUACAUAUGCAUCGGCCAAUCUAACAUUCCAAGUGAAGGCUAGUGACUGGGACGAGGAGUCGUUCAAGGAAGCCGUGACCAAGGUUGUUGAGGGUGCGGUGGCGCGACAAAACGACUAAAUCAAUCGUGGCCGGGUCCGAUCGAUCGUCUGAGGGUUGGCCCAUCAAUUUUGACCAAAAUUAAUUUAUGUAGAUUAAGGGAGAGGUUAUAGUACUCUAUAUAUAUAUAUAUAUAUAUAAUAAUUAGGAGGUAAAAGUUAGUUGAUGAAGGGAAGUACAUGGAUUUCAAAUCCAUUCAAAGUUGGUGAUCUAAUCAGUUUGGGAGAGAAAAGAACCAUUGGAUGGAGAUAGGAUAGAAUUGGGUGGUUGAUUUUUAUUUUUAUUUUUUAGGAUAUUUGCUUUGGUUGGUAGAUGAAGGAGCUAAUAAAAGAGUAGAGAGAAAGAUGGAAGGAAAACAUUUACUUUUUAAAGGCCUUUGACAGGUCAAAAUUUAUGUACUUGAU
Ananas comosus (pineapple) is the source of this 1941-nucleotide messenger RNA. Its product is annotated as putative transcription factor bHLH041. Lineage: Eukaryota; Viridiplantae; Streptophyta; Magnoliopsida; Poales; Bromeliaceae. The transcript has 8 exons. Gene Ontology annotation, molecular function: protein dimerization activity. The record is from RefSeq and is a predicted model, not a curated record. Bases 53 to 1558 code for a protein of 501 amino acids.